This is a messenger RNA of Cladophialophora yegresii CBS 114405, 705 nucleotides long. RefSeq lists its product as uncharacterized. The transcript is spliced from 3 exons. NCBI's taxonomy places the organism in Eukaryota, Fungi, Ascomycota, Eurotiomycetes, Chaetothyriales, Herpotrichiellaceae. The record is from RefSeq and is a predicted model, not a curated record. Bases 1 to 705 code for a protein of 234 amino acids.
AUGUCUUUCCGACCAGCGUUGAUUGUUGUCGACAUGCAGAAUGACUUCUGUCCCCCGGAUGGCUCCCUCGCCGUCUCGGGAGGUCGAGAUAUUGUCCCGCUCAUCAACAAGCUUCUUGCCUCUCCGCGUUUCGUUUUGAAGGUGCUCACCCAAGACUGGCAUCCGACUGACCACAUCUCGUUCGCUGCGAACAACCCUGGUCCCAACAACAAGCCGUUUGAGUCGUUUGUAGAUGUUCAAAACCUGGUCGGGAAGAAGCCGGAGCAAACCAUGAAGCAGAGAUUGUGGCCCGUUCAUUGUGUGCAGGGUUCAAAAGGGGCAGAAAUCAUCGAUGGCCUGGAUAUCUCUGAUGUCCGCUUCUCUGUCAAGAAAGGACAAGACCCACAGGUGGAAAUGUAUUCUGCCUUCUCAGAUUCUUUCGGCAACCUUACCUAUGGCGCUGGAGGCGUAAGCCACAGCCUUGCUGAAGAGUUGGUAACCGAACAGAUAACGCACGUCUAUGUCGUCGGCCUUGCCGGUGACUACUGCGUCAAAGACACCGCGCUAGGCUCGGCCAAAGCAGGUUUCACCACAUACUUGGUAGAGGAAGCCCAGAGAUGUGUGGAUCCAAGCACGUGGCCUGAUGUCAAGAGCGCUUUAGCGCAAGGCUCCGUCACUCUGGUCAGUAUUGAUGGCAGUGAGGUUCGGCAGGUCCUUGAACCUUGA